This is a messenger RNA of Dromaius novaehollandiae (emu), 1843 nucleotides long. It is a transcript of the gene UMAD1, whose product is annotated as UBAP1-MVB12-associated (UMA) domain containing 1. NCBI's taxonomy places the organism in Eukaryota, Metazoa, Chordata, Aves, Casuariiformes, Dromaiidae. Bases 58 to 507 code for a protein of 149 amino acids. The transcript has 5 exons. The record is from RefSeq and is a predicted model, not a curated record.
GCUGCGUGCGGUGGCGCGCGUGGAGAUAGGUUCGAUAACAACUUUAAAAAAGAGGCUAUGUUCAGCUUCUUCCGAAAAAGUCAAGAUUCAAAGAAGGUUACAGUGCCAGAGAGAGAAGCAGAUGGAUUUGUUAUUGUGGGUGACACAGCUGAUGAUCAAAGUAGAGAGUCAAAGGAUAAAACAUUGUUUCCAGAGACCAGACCAAUGUACAAUAAACCUCCACAGCAUACCUGCUACAGCAAAAUGGAGAUAAAUACAGGGCACCGAUCGCAGCUGACCGUAUCAAGUGCGGAGGUGGGAAAUGAAAGGAGUCCAAAUUUAGAAAGCAGCCCUUUCAUGUCAGAUCUUCUGAGUGACAUACCCUUUGCCCUAGCACCACAUGUGUUAGCAGUACAGGGCGCCCAUAAUGACGUUCCUGACCGAUUGCUCACCUACGACAUCAAUGAUAAUUUAUCAAGAUUUUGGUAUGACUUUACACUUGAAAAUUCAGUGCUCUGUGAUCCGUAAUGUUUUCUUUAAUUUUUCUGUCUGUGUUAAGGCAAGUCUUAAUGUGAAGAUAAAGACAUAUUUUUAACAUCUUAAUAUUUUGGGGGCCUGCCACUGGUGCAUCAGACGCAUUAAAUCAAUAGGGUUGUUAUUCAGUACUGUGUUGUAUUUCUUAGUUUUAACUGAAAUGUAACUUACUAUGUUAAGUAUUACGUUUACCUCCAAAGAAAUCAAGCAGAGCUUUGUUUCAGCCUGAGUACAAGACUUGCUGUUGGUACCACUUCUAUGCACUUCUGCAUUAUUAGUUAUUUUACUCUGAUACUAGAGACAUAGAUGCAGUUACGCAAGUUUAAGAUUAUCUUUGAUUUUCUACAGAUAGAAGCCCAGAUUUAGUGCUAAAGUAAUGCUGCUUCAUAGUACUGGACCGACAUCUUUCCAGUCAAACUGAGUUUUAAAACUCAGACUUAAUUACACAUAUUUACAUAGUUAUGAAUAUUUAAUAAAAUUGAUUAGACUUACCAAUUUCAAAGUGAACAUUAGUUGUCUCACUCCUUUUCCAGUAGGUGUUUUGCCUGUCUCAUUUUGUCAUUUUGUGCCUCUUCUGUUGUCUUAAGAAGCUCUUUCUGGCUGCCUGUUGGUUGCUGUUUGUUCUCAUUACCACAUGUGUUCCUGAUUUAUACACAGAUCAGCUUUUCCAUUUUAACCUCUUUGCCCCCUAAAGAAGGAAAUCUCAGGACACGUACUUUUAAUGGUCACACCCUUCUUUUUUUAAUUUGUGUGCCAGAGAUACAGAUGGCAAUGUUUAACAACAGGAAAACAUUACAUUGUUUCUUAUCCAGCUAAAUUAAAUGGCUAAGUACAUAAACAUGCAUUCUCACAGACCACUGUGUUGCCUGCUCACAAGCUUUUGGGUAUGUAAUAUUUUUUCCAACUAGAACCUGAGUUGUUGUUGCAUGAGCAACAGCUCACUGAUGUAACAUCAUGAUUUGUUUGAACAAUGAUCUGCGUUACACAAAAGAUUACACUUGUUUUCUCUUGGGGUAGAAUAUUUAUAUUGUGCCAAAUGUUAGUGGAUAUUUUCAUAUAUUUUCUAUGAUCUGUGAUAGCUUAAAAUUAUAUAUAUUUUCAGACAUGUGUCCUCUUAAGGUUUUCGAGAUAAAUACUGUAAAUGAUGAAGAAGUUGCAUUGUGAAUAUGUCUUAGGUUGGUUGUUAAAUAUUCAUGUUUUAGAUUUUUUUAAUGUAUGUAUUUAUGUAAAUUUGUUAGUGUAUUUUUGUCAAUUAUGUUCAUAAAUGUUUGAAAGUAAUUGUUUCAGGGAAAAUGUCUGUGCUGCACUCAAAUAAAAAAGUGGUAAAAUA